AUGCUGAGACGGUCUCUUAGGUCUUCUACGUCUCGAAAUAAUGUAGAAAGGUAAUUUAUUUUGAUUCGAAUUGCUUCGAAAUCAUUUUUUGAAGAGAAAUAAAGCCGCAAUUGCGUCGAAGACCCGUGGAAACGGAGAGGGCCGAUGGAAUUGUUUCGAAAAUGGACAAUUUAUCGAUCGAAAGGCCAAAGUACGGCAAAUUUACAUUGUUAUGAAUGUGACGUCUUAAAAAAAGCUUGAAUUUUCAAUUAUUUCAAGUUCGGGGCCAAUUUUAGGCUUGAGAAAAAGAUUUUCAAACAUUGGACUUGGGAGAAAAAUCAAGAAAAUUGUAGUUUUCUUGAAUUGGCACCAAAAUUUGGCUAUUUUUUGCUUUCAAAUCGAAGAAAUCUUCUUUUUUUUGUUCAAAAAUUCACGGAAUUCGGUAUUUUCUACUUGGUAUAGGUAUUUAAAAAAAUGCCUUUUUUCAUGAAAUUAUUUUUUUCAGCGUUGAAACUGUGCAAAGCCUUCCAGAAACCUCUGAGGUUGAAAAAAAUGAAUUUUUUUCCAUACCUCUGAAUAGGAGAAACCAAUAUUGAGGAGGUCUACUAGAACCAUUACACGUACUCAUCGAGAUUUCUUCAAAAGGUAUCAAAAUUGAAAAAUUAAGAAAAAAAAAUUGAUUUUUCAGUGAACCGACGACUUCAGGCCAACAAAAACGCGUCGCUGUGGACGUUUUGGAAAAUGUUUUUUUGUUCGAAAUAAAGAAAAAUAUAUUUAUUUUAUUUUUUCACAGGACGGCCCUAAAAUUAUGAAGCUUCAAAUGGUGAUUCAUCCCUAUAGGUUCGUCAGUUGAAAAAAAUUUAUUCUGGCCCUGAAUUUUUUUCCUUUGUUAGAGUUGUAACUAAUAUUCUGAAGAACUUGUUUGAGAUUUCAAAAAAAAUUUUCAGUCUCCGGCGGGAAUCUGGUCAACUUCAGCGGGUUUCUGAAGAGGUUUUUUUGUGAAAAGUUAGAAUUUUUAAAUUGAAAAGGAAAAAUUUUCAGGUCAAACCGGAUAUCCGGAAAUCUUUACGGCUUCAAAUGCGAGCCCAGGUUUUUUUAAAUGUGUAAUUUUUUUGGUUGUUUUUGACUGGAAAAAAAUCAAAAAAAUGUAAAAAAAUAAAUUUUUUUGGAUAGAGACGGGUUUUUUUCCAACUUGAAGGUUCAAAUUUCCUAAAGAAGAUUAUAAUUUUUCAUUUUUCAAGUUGGAUGGAAAGAAGGCCUCCAGUACUGCACCAAGAGAACCACUCAGAACGAUUCCGGCCAAGGUGAGCCUCAAAAAAACAUAUUGACAACAUUCUUUUUUUCAGACAGUCUCCAAAAAAAUGUAA
This is a messenger RNA of Caenorhabditis auriculariae, 1346 nucleotides long. The record is from the annotation of a GenBank genome assembly. Lineage: Eukaryota; Metazoa; Nematoda; Chromadorea; Rhabditida; Rhabditidae.